This is a messenger RNA of Exaiptasia diaphana, 1501 nucleotides long. RefSeq lists its product as uncharacterized. NCBI's taxonomy places the organism in Eukaryota, Metazoa, Cnidaria, Anthozoa, Actiniaria, Aiptasiidae. The transcript is spliced from 2 exons. Gene Ontology annotation, molecular function: protein binding. Gene Ontology annotation, biological process: regulation of apoptotic process. The coding region runs from base 92 to 847 and encodes 251 amino acids. The record is from RefSeq and is a predicted model, not a curated record.
UUUUUGCCUUCGGUACUCUUGAACUUUCUUUUCGCACAACACCACUAUAUUUGGUACUUGAACUUUUUUUUGUGUAACUUACAUCUUACAAAUGCUGAAAGCUGGUAGGCAUUUCGAAAAGGUUCUUUUGAGAAUCUUGGACGAAUUAACUUCGAUAGAGAGGUCGAAAUUAUGUUUUUACUGCCGAAAAGAUUCGCCCAAACCACCGAAUCAAGAAGAAAUGCAGCAGUUAUUUCGCGAGUUACAAGAUAGAAAUAUGAUUUCAUCCAGCAACGUGUCCUUCCUGAAAGAAUUUACGAACACCAUUCUUCGAUAUGACCUGACAAAUAUUCUACUGGAGUAUGAAUCAGAAGUUGAAGUUGGCACUAUCCUCAAAGAGUAUGCCGUUUUCCGAGACGAAAACCCGAAUUUCGACUGUCCAGAAAUGUCCUCAACGCAGAUCAUUUCCAAACAUUUGUCCCGAAAAUUUACAAACUGUUCAGAGCCGCUAACAAAGAUUGUCAGACUUUCGAAAGACACAAGCUUUCAAGACGAUUUAAGACUAUCAAUCGAUGAGAUGACCCGGGAAGGGAACGAGUUGUGUUGGUCGUCCAUCCUCCAGAUUCUGGGAUUCAGCUCGGAGUUGGCGUACAGACGAAUGUGUUUAUUUCCUGGACCGUCUAAGUUUCACCGAUUGCUUUCAGACAUUGACGACGUUCGCCUGGUAUUACAAGAAUUUAAGAUUGCGUCGUGGAUGGCGCGAAACGGAGGCGUUGCUGUAUUUGCCAAAUUCAUUACAAAUCAAGAUCCAAAAGAAAUUGCAAGACAAGAAGAAAUUAAAGGGUUGGUUGCUCAGAUUAUCUGCUAGCAUGAUGAAAAAACAAUUUGUUAAAGGUUGAAAAUUAACAAAUGAAUAUCUCUACCAGUCUCCGAAUGGAUUGCCACCUUAUCGCGGUGGAGCUGUUUGUGUGUCCCUAUGACCCUGAGAGCUAAGUCAGCUGGAGUCUUGAACUCCUGGUAGGGCUUCCCAUGCUGAAAAGGUCAAGGGGUAGGGUCCAGACGAAGAGCAAUCCUUUGGGUUGUAACAAAUGAACUUGUCAAGAAAAAAAACUUUUCAGGUUCCAAAAGACACGAAUUUCAGUACAUUAAGUUCUGAAAACAAUUACAAACAAAAAAACAUUUAUAAAAAAAAAAAACAAAAAAAAGAGAAAAAGUUAUCAAAGUUCACAACUACCAAAAGAAACAAAUAACUAUUCAUCAAGUUACAUAAAAAAAAGUUUAAGUACCAAAAAAGAGAAAAAGCAAGCACGAAAAGAAACAAAUUACUAUUCAUCAAGUUACACAAAAAAAGUUCAAGUACCAAAAGAGAGAAAAAGUUGUCCAAAGUUCGUAAGUACCAAAAGAAACAAAUAACUAUUCAUCAAGUUACACAAAAAAAGUUCAAGUACCAAAAGAGAGAAAAAGUUGUCCAAAGUUCGUAAGUACCAAAAGAAACAAAUAACUAUUCAUCAAGUUACACAAA